Molecule: messenger RNA, 1582 nt
Organism: Cavia porcellus (domestic guinea pig)
Lineage: Eukaryota; Metazoa; Chordata; Mammalia; Rodentia; Caviidae
Product: aquaporin-12-like
Exons: 3
Coding region: 560-1432 (290 amino acids)
Biological process (GO): transmembrane transport
Cellular component (GO): membrane; cytoplasm
Molecular function (GO): channel activity
Source: RefSeq, a predicted model, not a curated record
UUGGUGCAGGGGAAGUGAUGGGGCCUCCUCAGGGCACUGGCCUCUCUGAGGGACCAGGCCUCAUCUGAGCACAGUGUGUCCUGCGGCUGAAGCAGCAGCAAGGAGAUGGUGGGGAGAAGGGUGCUGGCCUGCUGGGGGCAGGUGACUUCCUGGUGCAUGGUGGUGGGGGCCACAGCAGGUCCUGGGCUGCAGCUGCUCUCAGGCUGCUUUACUGGUAGGUGACCUAUAGGCAGGCAGAGCUGCAGGCCCUUGGCCAGGUGCAGGGAACAGGUGUUGUGGUCCCAGCACCAGCAGCCUAGGUGUGAGUCACGGAGCAGGGACACAGGCUUUGAAGGGUGGCACGAGUGAGGCAAGGCCCUGUGUGUCCCACACCCAUAGAGGACGCAGGCAGGGCGGGUCCGAGGUGGGCCUGUCAGGCAGUGGCCCUGGCAGGAGGGCCCAGGUGCAGCAUUCCCAGAGGCCAGCUGGAUACUCUUGCUGCCCUGCACCCUCAGGCUCAGGGCCGGCCAGCCUGCUGUGUCACCUUGACCCGGUAGGCACUCUCUGGGAGCCCAGGCCUAUGGCUGGCCUGAACGUGUCCCUCUCCUUCUUCGUUGCUACCUGCGCCCUGUGUGAGACGGCCAGGCGGGUGUCCAAGGCUCUGCUCCCAACAGGGGCCUAUACCAGCUUUGCCCGGGAAGUGGCCGGCGCGGCCCAGCUGGCCGCCUGCUGCCUGGAGAUACGUGCACUGGAGGAGUUUGGGCCUUGGGCCGCGGGCGUGGGGCCUGACCUCCUGCUGACGCUGCUCUUCCUAGUGUUCCUGGUGCAUGGGGCCACCUUCGAUGGUGCCUCAGGGAACCCUGCUGUGGCCCUGCAGGAGUUUCUCCUGGCUGAGGCAACGCUGCCCAGCACUCUACUGAAGCUGGUGGCACAGGUGCUGGGUUCACAGGCAGCUGGGGCCAUGACCCGGUGCUGUUGGGCCUGGGAGCUCAGUGACCUGCACCUGCUGCAAAGCCUCAUGGCCACACACUGCAGCUCCACGCUGCACACAUCUGUGGCCUUCGGCGCAUUCGUGGAGGGCACCUGCGCCUUCUUCUUCCACCUGACCCUGCUCCACCUGCGGCACAGCCUCUCGAUCCACAGGGCACCAGCUGUGGCUCUGUUGGUCACCAUCGCAGCCUACACAGCCGGGCCCUACACAUCCGCCUUCUUCAACCCUGCGCUGGCCGCCUCUGUCACCUUCCACUGCUCGGGGCACAGCUUCCUGGAGUAUGCCCAGGUGUACUGGCUGGGCCCUCUAGCAGGAAUGGUUCUGGCUAUCCUGCUCCAUCAGGGCCACCUUCCCCGCCUUUUCCGGAGAAACUUGCUCUACAGGCAGAAGAGCAAGUACCGGAGCCCCAAAGGGAAGCUGGCCACUGGCCCUGUGGAUACCCGCGAGGCUGCACAAGGGUGAGGUGGGCAGGAACCGGGCAGCGCCCAGUGAGCUGCUCCCAAAGGGCUGGCUACCCACAAACCUGGAUCUUCAGUUUGGGGUGAGCCCUGCUCCCGCCCUGGAAACCCCUGUCAAUAAACCACUGUGUGUCCCCAGGCCUGUGAGGUUUCU